This is a messenger RNA of Saimiri boliviensis boliviensis (Bolivian squirrel monkey), 318 nucleotides long. NCBI's taxonomy places the organism in Eukaryota, Metazoa, Chordata, Mammalia, Primates, Cebidae. The record is from RefSeq and is a predicted model, not a curated record.
AUGGGAAAAGAAAAGACUCAUAUCAGCAUCACCGUCAUUAGACACCAAGAUUCAGGCAACCCCACUACUACCGGACAUCUGGUAGACAGAAGAACCAUUAAAAACUUUGAGAAGGAGGCUGCUGAGAUGGGAAAGGGCUUCUUCAAGUAUGCGUGGGUCCUAGAGAAACCUAAAGCUGAGUGUGAAUGUGGUGUCACCAUUGAUAUCUCCCUGUGGAAAUUUGAAAUGAGCAAGCAGUGGACCAGAAUGCUGCUGGAGCUGGCAAGGUCAACAGAUAUUCCCAGAAAACUCAGAAGGCUAAAUGUAUAUUAUCUCUAA